This is a messenger RNA of Entamoeba invadens IP1, 681 nucleotides long. RefSeq lists its product as hypothetical. The coding region runs from base 1 to 681 and encodes 226 amino acids. The record is from RefSeq and is a predicted model, not a curated record. NCBI's taxonomy places the organism in Eukaryota, Evosea, Mastigamoebida, Endamoebidae. The transcript has 3 exons.
AUGACAGUUUCCCGAUUGUAUCCAAUCACUUCCACUCUCGAAGAAGGUUUUAACAUUCUUAAAAAUGAAUGCGACACAAGUAACAACUCAAUAAGAUCACCAAGAACCAAAUUCACAAAACAAUUCCAUUUCGUCGAGAAAGGAUUUGGUUUUCCUCGGUAUGUGUUCACUGAUAACGACUCGAUUGUGAAAUAUCUAACCAACAACGUCGCUGUCAUUUCUUCUCGAAUUGUUAUUUACAACAAUUGGAGACAGCCAAUCGCUUUGUUAAUAAGAAAAGGACACACUUAUAAACUUAUUUCUCAAAAUUCUCUUCUCCUUCAAGUCAACGUGAGGCGCCUCAUUGCAAUGGAAGUUAAAGUGUUUAAUUUGGGAUACAAUUCUGGCGUGUGUUACACAAGUAAACCAGCUACCAUCAUUGGUUUGUUUUUAUGUAAUUGUUCCGCACUAUCAUGGAAUUUUAUUGACCUUCUAGAUAAUAGAAAAUACUUGGACUUUACUAUUCCAACACUUCCAUCGUCUAAAAACGUUCAACUGAUAUCACCAUGUCAAUCUAAUAGUGUUGUAUUUGAAAUGUCCAAACAAAAGUCGUAUUACCAUGUCAACACUGACUCUUCAUUUACUCCACUCCAAGCCUUUGCUCUUUCCAUCAUCCGUGCAUUUGAAAUAUUUUCGAGAUGA